Messenger RNA from Punica granatum (pomegranate), 1156 nucleotides. Lineage: Eukaryota; Viridiplantae; Streptophyta; Magnoliopsida; Myrtales; Lythraceae. The record is from RefSeq and is a predicted model, not a curated record.
GUCUCUCUCUCUCAUCUUUGCUCUCCUUCCAAGCAACAUCGCCGACUACCUCACUUCUCUUUAUAAAACCAUACCCCAUUUCUCUGACGCUCUCUAUCUCUCCAUCAAAGCCCCGACAACAACCAGAAUAUCAUAUCAUAUGCUUUGCUGAUUUCUUCUCAGCUUCGGAGAAAUCUAUCGAUAUCAGUUUACAGAUUAGUGGGUCGCCGGAGAAAGAUGGGAUCCGAUUCAGAUUCAUGUUCGAAGCCGCCGGUGGUCAUCAGGGAGGUCUGGUCCCACAACCUGGAGUCCGAGUUCGAGCUGAUCCGCGACGUCGUUGACCGCUACCCCUUCAUCUCCAUGGACACGGAGUUCCCCGGCGUCGUCUUCCGACCCCCGCCCGAGGACCGCCACCGCCGGCGCCCGUCCGACCUCUACCGGGUGCUCAAGUGCAACGUUGACGCGCUCAACGUGAUCCAGGUGGGCCUCACGCUGUCGGACUCUGACGGGAACCUGCCCGACCUCGGGACCGGCGGGGAGGGGGCCCGGUUCAUCUGGGAGUUCAACUUUAGGGACUUCGACGUGGCCCGUGACGCGCACGCGCCGGACUCGGUGGAGCUGCUGCGGCGGCAGGGGAUCGACUUCGAGAGGAACCGGGAGGAGGGGGUGGACUCUGCCCGGUUCGCGGAGCUGGUGAUGUCGUCUGGGCUGGUCUGCAACGACUCGGUGAGCUGGGUGACGUUCCACAGCGCGUACGACUUCGGGUACAUGGUGAAGGUGCUGACCCGGCGGGACCUGCCGGAGGGGCUGCCGGAGUUCCUGGGGCUGCUGAGGGUGUUCUUCGGGGACCGAGUGUACGACGUGAAGCACAUGAUCAGGUUCUGCAAGAGCCUGUACGGGGGGCUGGACCGGGUGGCGAGGGCGCUGGAGGUGGACCGGGCGGUGGGGAAGUGCCACCAGGCCGGCUCCGACAGCCUGCUGACGUGGCAGGCCUUCCAGAAGAUGAGGGACUUGUUCUUUGUACAGGACGGGCCGGAGAAGCAUGCCGGCGUGCUGUUCGGUUUAGAAGUGUAUUAAAAAUAUCAAAUUAAAACUUAUUCAUCCAACUAUGUAAAUUAGUUGAAAUUAAUCAAAUUCUUUAAUUGAGGUUAAUCAAUCUGGGGAUGUUCAGUGUGCA